AUAGAUAAUAUUAUAGAUGCCUCCGAUCGACACAACAUUGGCAUACAAUAUUUCUUGAAAUUCUUCAAUAACUGAUACGUGCCGAAGAGAACUACAAAUUGAUCCGAAUAUGGCAGCUAUACCGCUAAUGUACGCGCAAGAAGAUUGUGAACUUGGUGGAAAAGAAUCAAUGGAGGACGAUUUUGCAUAUCGCAACAAUGUAAUGAAUGCAGAUAAGGAAAUUAGAUUGGGAUUCAUCCGUAAGGUUUACGGUCUUCUUGCAAUCCAACUUCUUGCUACAUUGGCAAUUUCCACUGUGUUCUUGCAAGUGUCUCCAGUGAAGAGUUUUAUUCAUGAGAAUGAUUGGAUGGUAUUUAUCGCAUUUAUACUGAGCAUUGGAACUCUUUUGGCUCUGAUUGUGAAAAGACGUGACAGCCCUGCAAAUCUGUACCUCCUUGCUGCAUUUACUGUGGUGCAAUCCUACACAGUGGGUGUUAUUGUGUCAUUCUAUGAUACCUUUGUAGUACUGCAAGCAUUGGCUCUCACCUUCACUGUGGUAUUCUCUCUGACACUGUACACCCUCAACACCAAACGUGAUUUCUCAUUUAUGGGUUAUGGCCUCGUAGCUGGACUUAGCGUACUCAUUAUCGGCGGCUUGCUUCAAGUCUUUAUCCAGAGUUCCGGAUUUGAGCUACUCUUGGCGUUCGGUGGGGCUAUCCUGUUCAGCCUGUUUCUGAUCUUCGACACGCAGCAGAUGAUGACCAACCUCUCGCCAGAGGAGUAUAUUCUGGCGACUAUUAAUUUAUACAUGGAUAUUAUCAACUUAUUCUUACACAUUCUUCGCAUUCUUAAUGAAUUAAACCGUAAUUAAGCAACCGUAGUCAUAGCUUUGAGCUAUAAUAUAGAAUAUAUCCUUUUAUCUAUAUGUAUUACAAUUCUUUAAAUUGCACUUAAGUAAUUUUCAAACCUAUGAUAAAUAGAUGGAAAGUUGUUGAGGUGUCUCUACUUAAAAAAAUUUUUAAAUACAUUAAGAAACUAUAACACUCACUGCUCGGCAAUAUAGUAAUAUAAUUUAAUAGAUGAUAUAAUAAUAUAACAAAUCAAAAAAGCGAAGGAGCGACUAAUGAAAUGCUUAGAUUUGCAGCACGGGGCGUGUAAGGCUGUUCCGUAAAUUGUAUCACGGGGAGUCUUCCGGUUUUCUUCUGGUGCUUUAUUUCAUGGGAAAUUACCUACCGUGAAGCAAAGAGGAUCGAGUAUUAUAGAGAGUUACUGUCGAAGUAAAAUGUGUAAUCACAGUGCAUAGACUGCCAUCUCUUGACACAGGCUUGA
Messenger RNA from Leguminivora glycinivorella, 1308 nucleotides. Its product is annotated as protein lifeguard 4-like. Gene Ontology annotation, biological process: negative regulation of apoptotic process. The coding region runs from base 110 to 850 and encodes 246 amino acids. NCBI's taxonomy places the organism in Eukaryota, Metazoa, Arthropoda, Insecta, Lepidoptera, Tortricidae. Gene Ontology annotation, cellular component: membrane. The record is from RefSeq and is a predicted model, not a curated record. The transcript has 5 exons.